GCGCUGUCCGUCUCAUCAUUCUCCCUUUUUGGUACAUUGUAUUCCUCAUAUCACAAUGGUGGCCAAAGAGAGGCCAUAUCUCGACCGCGUCUUCACUGCCAGUAGCACGGAGGAAUCCCAGCGGCUCUAUGACGAGUGGGCUGCAACAUACGAAUCAGACAUGCAAAAGCGAGACUUUACAGCACCGCGACUCGUUGCGGAAGCAGUCGCCAGAGGGCUCAGGCUCAACCAUCUACAUCGAGACCCCGGUGAGGUCCUCAAAGGCGUCCGAAUAGUGGAUGCCGGCUGCGGAACUGGCACCGUCGACAACGAGCUUGCAGAGAUAGGCGCAAAAGAUAUCGACGGUCUUGAUAUCAGCAAAGGCAUGCUGCAAGUUGCGCGCAAGAGUGGUGUUUACAAGGAUCUGAAGAUUGCAGACCUGAUGAAGAAGCUAAAAUUCGAUGAUGGAGAGUACUACUGUGGCCACGAUGCGCUUACCUGCUGCGGCACGUUCACGCAUGGGUAUCUAGGGCCAGAGCCGCUCGCUGAGUUCGUGCGGAUUGCGAAGAGCGGAGGCGUUGUUGUUGCUACGGUGCUGGACAGCCACUGGGUGGAGAAGGGAUUUGAGGCUGAGGCCAAGCGAUUAAAGGAGACUGGCGUAUGCUCCAUUGUGGAGCACAAGGUCCAUCAAUAUCGCAGAGAUGCAGGAGGAGGACGCACCCUGAUUCUCAGGAGUCUCUGA
Molecule: messenger RNA, 721 nt
Organism: Didymella exigua CBS 183.55
Lineage: Eukaryota; Fungi; Ascomycota; Dothideomycetes; Pleosporales; Didymellaceae
Product: S-adenosyl-L-methionine-dependent methyltransferase
Exons: 2
Coding region: 56-721 (221 amino acids)
Molecular function (GO): S-adenosylmethionine-dependent methyltransferase activity
Source: RefSeq, a predicted model, not a curated record